GAGGCAGGACAGCGCUGUGAGGACACAUCGGACCAGUAACAACUGUCAGAGGACCAACCAGCUUAAAGGAGAGAAGACUUGCGUUUUAAUUAAACCAAAUCAACCAUUCAUUACAAUCUGCAGAGAUGGAGACCAUGAAGAGUGCCAGGAAAAAUGAUACAGGAGAAGUUGGCAGUGAUUUAUCAGAGCAGAUUAAAGCAGCCACUAAGGACAAUCAUGUCAGAGCUGAAAACACACAGCUGAUGCUGAGUUACCAGAAGGGACAGAUCACCCUGCCACAGUACAAGGUCCUGUUGUGUUCCCUCUAUGAGAUCUACAAGGCGCUAGAGGAGGAGCUGGACAGAAAUUCUUCCCAUCCAGCUGUUGCACCCAUAUACUUCCCUCAGGAACUUGCCCGUCUGGAAACGCUCGAAACAGAUCUGGAGCAUUUUUUUGGCUCAGACUGGAGGAAGAGGGUGAUUGUUCCCGCAGCCACACACAGAUAUGAACAAAGGCUACGGAAGAUUGGCAAAGAGAGGCCAGAGCUGCUGGUGGCCCACGCCUACACUCGCUAUCUUGGUGAUCUAUCGGGAGGUCAAGUGCUGGGGAAGAUUACCCAGAAAUCUCUCGGGCUGAGCAACAAAAAGGGGCUUUCGUUUUUCUCUUUCCCCGGAGUGAGCAGCCCCAACCGCUUCAAGCAGCUGUACAGGAGCCGGAUGAACAGCAUUGAGCUGACGGAGGAGGAGAGGGCGGGGGUGCUGGAGGAGGCUGUCGCCGCCUUCGAGUUCAACAUCCAGGUUUUUGAUGACUUGCAAAAAAUGCUGAGUGUCACAACAGAAGCAGAGGACCAAUCAGAGCACAACGCUGUCAAAACUUCCAUGUUCCCAUCUUCACCCAUCGUACAGUUCACCGUGGGAUUAUGCAUCGCACUGACCACCAUUGGAAUGGGAAUCUAUGCCUUGUAGACGUUAACCAGCACAUGUAACAGAUAUGCACAUCCAGCACUUUACUAAUCACUUAAUGCAACAAAUGAAAUCAAGACUGAAACUUGUCUCAUCUGCAAAAUAUCCAAUCACAGCUGAAAGUGAUUCUCAACUUGUCAUUUGUACCAACUUUAUUAAACAAUCCUACACUGUAAAAA
This is a messenger RNA of Siniperca chuatsi (mandarin fish), 1120 nucleotides long. It is a transcript of the gene hmox1a, whose product is annotated as heme oxygenase 1a. Bases 126 to 944 code for a protein of 272 amino acids. Lineage: Eukaryota; Metazoa; Chordata; Actinopteri; Centrarchiformes; Sinipercidae. Gene Ontology annotation, molecular function: heme oxygenase (decyclizing) activity; heme binding. The record is from RefSeq and is a predicted model, not a curated record. Gene Ontology annotation, biological process: response to oxidative stress; heme oxidation; heme catabolic process. The transcript is spliced from 5 exons.